UAACUUGAAGACGACGUCACUGGCAGUUUCUGGAGUCACUUGCCGAGACUGAAGCUAAGCUGAGCCGAGCCCAAGCCUGUCCCACGACCAAGAUGAUUUUGACUCUGCUGCUUGGCCUUGGGGGGUCCUUAGGCUGGGGGCUACUUGGGGCCUGGGCCCAGGCUUCCAGCACUAGGUUCUCUGAUCCACACAGCCCUAGGCUGCCUGGGUCCUGGAGGGCAGAGGCUGAGGACACCGGCAGGGAACACGUCGGACGUAACUGGUGCCCCUAUCAGAUGUCCAAGCUGGUCACCUUCAUAGCUGCUUGCAAAACGGAGAAAUUCCUCGUCCACUCACAGCAGCCGUGUCCACAAGGGGCUCCAGACUGCCAGAAAGUCAAAGUCAUGUACCGAAUGACCCACAAGCCCGUGUACCACGUCAAGCAGGAAGUGCUGACCUCCGUGGCCUGGAGGUGCUGCCCGGGCUUCAGGGGCCCCAACUGCCAGCACCACGAUUCCACGGCGAUCCUUGAGCCUGCAGAUUCAGGUGAUGGCCACCAGGAUCCUGGGGACGGGUCAGCCAGCUUCGAACCUGGCCACCCGGCGGUAGAGAUCAGCGAGGUUGAGGUGCAACAGGAACAGCAGGAACGCCUGCUAGGAGAUCUCCAGGAUGACGUUCACCAGAUGGCAGACAGCCUCCCAAGUCUGAGGAAGGCCCUGGCUAGUAGCCUCACAGCUGCAACCAUGGAGGCAAAUCAGACGGAACUCAAGUUCCCCGGUAGAUCCUUGGGGCAAGAGCUGCCACACGUGGAUGCCUUCUUGCAAGUGCAUUUCAGCCCCCUCUGGAGGAGCUUCAACGAAAGCCUGUACAGCCUUUCCCAGGCCAUAAGAAACCUGUCUCUUGAUGUGGAGGCCAACCGCCAGGCCAUCACCAGGGUCCAGGACAGUGCUGUGGCCAGGGCUGACCUCCAGGAACUUGGUGCCAAAUUUGAAGCCAAGGUCCAGGAGAACGCUCAGAGUGUGGGACAGCUGCGGCAGGACAUGGAGAACCGCCUGCAAGCCCAGCGCCUGACCCUGCACCACUCCCUCUCUGAGGUCCAGGCCGAGGUGGACACCAAAUUGAAGCGGCUGCACAAGGCCCAGGAGGCCCCAGGGACCAAUGGCAGCCUGGUGGUGGCAGCGGCAGGGGCUGGGGCAAGGCCUGAGCCGGAGAGUCUGCAGGCCAGGCUGGGCCAGCUGCAGAGGAACCUCUCGGGGCUGCACGUGGCCACCACCCGCAGGGAGGAAGAGUUGCAGGACAUGAGGAACAUUCUGUCCCGGCAUGAGGAGGAGAUCAAAGAGCUGUAUUCCGAGUCGGAUGAGACCUUCGACCAGAUCAGCAAGGUGGAGCGGCUGGUGGAGGAGCUGCAGGUGAACCACACGGCGCUGCGUGAGCUGCGGGUGAUCCUCAUGGAGAAGUCACUGAUCAUGGAGGAGAACAAGGAGGAGGUGGAGCGGCAGCUCCUGGAGCUCAACCUCACCCUGCAGCACCUGCACGGCGGCCACGCCGACCUCAUCAAGUACGUCAAGGACUGCAACUGCCGGAAGCUCUACCUUGACCUGGACGUCAUCCGGGAAGGCCAGCUCGAUGCCACGCGCGCCCUGGAGGAGACGCAGGUGAGCCUGGACGAGCGGCGCCUGUUGGACGGCUCGUCGCUGCAGGCCCUGAGGAGCUCCGUGGACGCCGUGUCGCAGGCUGGGGCCCCGGCCCUCUACAGCUCCCUCGAGGGCCUGCACGGGGCGCUCUCCGCCACCGGGCGCAGCUUGGAGCAGCACCGGCGGCUCUUCCACAGCCUCUUUGGGAACUUCCAGGGACUGGUGGAGACCAACGUCAGCCUGGACCUGGGGAAACUGCAGGUCAUGCUCAGCAGGAAAGGGAAGAAGCAGCAGAAAGACCUGGACUCUCCCCGGAAGAGGGACAAGAAGCAGGUGGACACACCGCACAUCCAGGGGCAGAUGCAAGGUGCCCUGGGCGCCGAGUUCGGGGAGGCAGGCUCCCCUGUGGCCUUCUAUGCCAGUUUCUCAGAAGGGACUGCCGCCCUGCAGGCACUGAAGUUCAACACCACAUACAUCAAUGUUGGCGGCAGCUACUUUCCUGAACAUGGCUACUUCCGAGCCCCUGAGCGUGGCGUCUACCUGUUUGCAGUGAGCAUUGAAUUUGGCCCAGGGCCAGGCACUGGGCAGCUGGUGUUUGGAGGUCACCGUCGGACCUUGGUCUGCUCUAGCGGACAGAAGGGUGGAAGCACUGCAACCACCUUUGCUAUGGCAGAGCUGCAGAAGGGGGAGAGAGUGUGGUUUGAGUUAACCCAGGGAUCAGUAGCAAAGAGAAGCCUGCCAGGCACUGCACUUGGGGGCUUCCUGAUGUUCAAGACCUGAGCCCCAGGCCCUGUUCUGACCAGACACCUUGGACUUGCCCAGUUCUCCUAGGCCCGGGGAUCCAGUCAGGGAUGAUGUGGAGACCAUCAGUAGCAGCGGUCUGAAUCUUCCCUGGAAACCUCCUUUAGAUACACCGUGGUGUGCGUGAUCUGCUCAUUGCCCUGGGCUUGGCCAUUUCUUCAUGAUGAGAAGGACUGGAACGCUUUUCGGUGGGACCUGCUCCCAGGAGUGCGAGCCUUGGCUUGGUCUGACUCUCAGAUGGCUUGGCCUGGACCCCAACUUUUUGCCACACCCUGUAUUCUACAGCUUCUUUGUUGUUUUGCUCCUCCUGUGGUUGGAGACUUGAAACUGUUCUCUCGUUCCUCCUCUCUUCCUAAUCAUAUGCUACAAAGUCAUUCUUUCCUAGAGGGAAUGUUUAAAAUGAAGCCAACAUUGGCCAAUAUUGGAAACAAGUCUUCAGCCACUACAAAGCAGUGAGAUAAAAUCAACACCUGUUUGACUCAGUCAGAAAUGGAGACAAAGGCCUAGUUGAGUCAAGCAAGGGAAAGGAAAUUAGUAUCUUUUCUUUAAUUUCAGUCAUUCCUUGCAUUUAUGCGUAAUUUUAAUUGCAUGUCUUUUUCUCCUUGCCUCACACAGGGUAAAGGCCAAGAUGUGCCAAGUAUGAACUAAAAUGUGUAUGGCCUUCACCUCUUUUAAUUCCUCUGGUAUCUUAGGACCAUCUUAAUUCUUGUUAGCAUUUAUAAAAAGGAGGGAAAGGAGGGAAGUGAGGGAAGAAGUGAAGGAAGACUGUAAAGAUCCC
Molecule: messenger RNA, 3192 nt
Organism: Carlito syrichta (Philippine tarsier)
Lineage: Eukaryota; Metazoa; Chordata; Mammalia; Primates; Tarsiidae
Gene: MMRN2
Product: multimerin 2
Exons: 8
Coding region: 93-2393 (766 amino acids)
Biological process (GO): negative regulation of vascular endothelial growth factor receptor signaling pathway; negative regulation of cell migration involved in sprouting angiogenesis
Molecular function (GO): protein binding
Source: RefSeq, a predicted model, not a curated record